AUUGCAAUACAUGCAUCAUUCACUUCAACACCUGUGUCAUCCACCACAACAACUUCAUCAUCCAUUACAACAACUGUAUCAUCCACUUUAACACAUGUUACAACAUCUACUGCAACACAUCCGUCAUCAACUGCAACAUCAUUCUUCAUCAUUUACUACAACGCCUGUACAAACAAUGACUACGACACCUAUACCAACUACUAUAAUAACUGCAUCAUACACUACAACACCAGAGUCAUCAAAUACAACACCUACAUUAUCUACAACACCUUCGCCGUCCACUAAAUUACUUGUAUCAUUCACCGCAAUCCCUGAAUCAUCCACCCCAAAAUUAUCAUCAGAAGCGACAACAAAGUCAUCAACAACAACAUCGCAAAAUCCUACUACAACGUCAGGCGGAACAAGAACAACACCAAAGCCGACGACAAUCGCAAUCACAUCUACGACAGCAUACUCCACUACAAGUACUGGUCUUAAAACUCCAUCUUAUACUACCAGUAUGACUUUAACUACAUCAAUGAAAUACUUCGGUUGUAGAACACCGCCUGGACUGCUGAACGGCUAUUUUACUAAAGGAGAGACAACUUACGAUUCAUCGAUUGAAUACAAGUGCAUAACCGGGUAUAACCGAAUUGGAAACAACACCAUUGUGUGCCUUGAAAAUGGGAACUGGAGUCAACUCAUGACUAAAUGCGAGAUAAAAAAUUGUAAGGAUACUCCAACUGUUGCGAACGGAUCGUGUUUCUCCAAUACUUCCACAUACCAGUCUGUCGCUGUUUGUUUGUGUGAUGUGGGAUGCACUUCUUCUUGGGGCAAUUAUACAGAGUGUCUUGCCAGUGGUACGUGGGCUGAUGUCAAAAUCACAUGUACAAUAAACGAGAUCAGGCAAGAUGUGCAUCAGCAGAUACAGAUGAACACCCAAGUUGCAACAGAAACAAGAAAGAGCCUCAGACUAAGUUCCGGAUCCACUGCUGGUUCCCCCACACCAACAGCAGAUUAUGAAGAACAGCACAGGCAAUGA
Messenger RNA from Dreissena polymorpha, 1021 nucleotides. RefSeq names its product integumentary mucin C.1-like. Bases 95 to 1021 code for a protein of 308 amino acids. The record is from RefSeq and is a predicted model, not a curated record. Lineage: Eukaryota; Metazoa; Mollusca; Bivalvia; Myida; Dreissenidae. The transcript has 5 exons.